Molecule: messenger RNA, 1779 nt
Organism: Suillus paluster
Lineage: Eukaryota; Fungi; Basidiomycota; Agaricomycetes; Boletales; Suillaceae
Product: cytochrome P450
Exons: 14
Coding region: 1-1779 (592 amino acids)
Molecular function (GO): oxidoreductase activity, acting on paired donors, with incorporation or reduction of molecular oxygen; iron ion binding; monooxygenase activity
Source: RefSeq, a predicted model, not a curated record
AUGUCACAGCGAUCUUGGGUCAGUCCCGGUGUGGCCUACCUCACACGGGGUUUGCUUUUCGUUGUCGUUCCAGCAACCUCUUUCGUCGUGAUCGUAGUACGCCUGGCCUCUCUAAACGGCUUUCGGAUCUCUCCAUGGCUUAUGUCUGCGAUGGUUUUGAGUGCAGCGCCUCUGGGGUUCGCGGCUUACGUUCUUGCGGAUGGCAGAUUGCAGCAACGAAAGGCAGAUCGACUGGGUGCCAGACUCAUCCCACGUGUCCAGGGCAGAUGGCCUGGAAAUCUGGAUAAGAUUAUGAACAUGGUCCUGACGUCCGAGAACGAAUACCUUGGUUCAGUUUCCAUCAUUCUUUACAGAAUCAUACUCGGGCCGACUAUUAAUCUUCGUUUUUUGUGGGAGGACAUUAUCUUGACCGCGGAGCCGCAACACAUCAAGACCAUUCUCGCGACCGACUUUGAUAACUAUGUUAAAGGUCCCAAGCUCAGAGAAGCUGCCGACUCCGUCCUUGGAACAGGCGUAUUUAACUCUGAUGGUGCUUCUAGGCUUCACCGAACCAUGACACGACCUUUCUUCACUCAUGAUCGAAUAAGUCACUUUGAGAUCUUUGACCGUCAUGCGGACUAUGCUAUCGCUUUGGCGAAGGGACGUUUUCGAAUGGGCUUGGCAAUUGACUUCCAAGAUCUCAUCUCUAGAUUUACGCUUGACUCGGCAUCGGAGUUUCUAUUUGGACACUGUAUCGAUACACUUUCCGCUGGACUCCCUUACCCAUGUAACGCGACAGAAUGCACAGACGCCAUUCAAGAAGCCAACACGGCUGCCGCCUUCGCAGAUGCUUUCUCUCAAGCUCAGCAUGUAAUCAAUCGUCGUGUUUCAAUCGGGCAGACCUGGCCACUUGCUGAGAUUCUUGCUGACAGCACUGCACAACACAUGAAAGUGGUACAUGCAUUUUUAGAUCCGAUCCUCAAAGAGGCUCUGGAGAAGCGUUCAACGACUGCCGAAUUAAACCGAACUGAAUUUGCGGACCAAACCCUUCUGGACCAUCUCGUAAAUGCUACGUCUGAUUUCAAAAUCAUUAAAGAUGAGACGUUGAAUAUAUUGCAGGCUGGAAGAGAUACUACAGCCUCGACAUUAACAUCGGCUAUUUAUCUGCUCGCGAUGCAUCCAGAGUUCCUUACUCGACUCAGGGAGGAAAUCGUAUCAAAGUUUGGGCUAACUCGCAGGCCCACAUACGAUGAUAUCAAAGAGAUGAAGUACCUUCGGGCAGUCCUAAAUGAAACAAUGCGCCUUUUCCCCGCAGUCUACCUGCUCAGGGAAAGCGUACAUGACACCACAUGGACAUCUCCCGAACCUGGGAAGAAGCCACUGUUUGUCCCAGGGGGGAUCUCGAUCUGGUAUUCAGUGUUCCUUAUGCACAGGAGAACGGAUCUAUGGGGACCAGAUGCGCUGGAGUUCGAUCCGGAUCGAUGGCUCGACGAGCGCGUGAAUAAAUACCUGAUUCCCAAUCCCUACAUUUUCCUACCAUUUAAUGCAGGACCCAGAAUCUGCUUAGGGCAACAAUUUGCGUACAACGAAAUGUCGUUCAUGCUGAUUCGCUUACUGCAAAACUUUUCCGCGAUUACGCUGUCACCAGAGCCCGCAAUGCGCCCACCUGCGUGGUGGGCUGAGAAAGACGGUCGGCAGGCAAUUGAGCAAUUCAGGCCGCGAAACCACCUGACACUCUAUGCCAAGGGUGGCAUGUGGGUUAAGAUGGAAGGUGUAGAUGACGCCGAAGUGAUAAAUUAA